UCUGCAACAUAUUACCUCAGGACGACACGUCUCACGCGUGCGCGCGGGCACAUGAUGACCGUCUACGCGUCGCACUUGGACCGGCCAGCAACACGCUUCCAUGCCGGCUCUCCACAAAUUGCAUCCCAAGUGGGCCUGCUGGCUGAUAUGUUUUGGUUGUGAGUGGUUGGGGGCAGAGGUCGGCGGACGAACGUUCGGUCUCGGCGUCCUACGUGCAUGUGGCCCCCCCGACUCCACCGCGCGAAACGUCAACUUCGGGGAAUGGUCAUGUGGGCUGGGCACCCAGCAUAUCCACUGCUGCACACUUUUUUUUCUUUCUCUUCCGUGUGUUGACCGGUGUGGGCUAUACAGUUUGUCAUACCGAGGGCCUUGGUGUCCGCGGCCGCCCUAUGUAUUCACAGAAUUCACCUUUUUUCUUCUUUUCAAAUACCAAUCCUAAAUUUGCACUCAGUCUCUGCAAUGGCCUGGCAACACAGCUUAUCGUGGCUUCAAGCUUGGCCAACCAUGGAUCAUGGCACAUCGGCUCAGACAUGAUGACGCCUGUGCGCAGCACACAUUACGAAACACACACGGCACGGCUUUGCGGAACGGAGGCACCGGGGCCUUUUUGGAACAGACUUUCAGCACCUUUUUCUUCUUCUU
Cucurbitaria berberidis CBS 394.84 is the source of this 642-nucleotide messenger RNA. RefSeq lists its product as uncharacterized. The transcript has a single exon. Lineage: Eukaryota; Fungi; Ascomycota; Dothideomycetes; Pleosporales; Cucurbitariaceae. The record is from RefSeq and is a predicted model, not a curated record. Bases 101 to 439 code for a protein of 112 amino acids.